Zygosaccharomyces rouxii is the source of this 1626-nucleotide messenger RNA. RefSeq names its product tRNA (uracil) methyltransferase (gene TRM44). Gene Ontology annotation, biological process: tRNA methylation. Bases 1 to 1626 code for a protein of 541 amino acids. The record is from RefSeq and is a predicted model, not a curated record. Gene Ontology annotation, molecular function: tRNA (uridine) methyltransferase activity. Lineage: Eukaryota; Fungi; Ascomycota; Saccharomycetes; Saccharomycetales; Saccharomycetaceae. The transcript has a single exon.
AUGUCCAUGAAUCGAGCUCAGUUUAAAUUCAAUUUAGAUUCGAAGAGUAUACUUGGAGAACAAUGGCACUCCAUGUAUUCCACUCGAGAAACUGUAAAAUUUGAUAAGGCCCAUUUUGAAACUGCUAUGAUGAAUGUUAUAAGGGAACCUAAUAUCAAUUCAUCUGCAAUUCUAAGAGCAGAUAUUUUACAAGAAGUGUUAUGUGAUUCUAACGGUAAUAAACGUACUCUUAAGAAAUGUCAAGACAAAGAAUUGGAAAUUUCAGAUCCAGAGGCUAAAAAAUUAGGAGUUGACGACUUCGACGUUAGAUUUCCGCCAAUUAAUCCAGAACUAGACCUCUACUGCUCCACAGAAAUCGUUAGAAGAAUUAUACCGAGAAACCCCUACAAAGAUGCUAUAAUGAAUCAAACCUGUCUAAUAUUAAACGGUUUAAAGGAUGAAUCCACUUCUUUGGUCAUCUAUAUCCCACAUACUCAAGAAGGAGAUGAAUGCCCAUUUUACAUCCCGCAUGUGAAAGCCGUGGCUAUCUUUUUACAUGAUAAAACGCUUUCAGUGCAUUACAUUUCGUUUAAAAAUAAUACUGAACAACUUCGAAAUGAAUCAGAAAGGGUGGUGAGGACAGCAUGGAGGCUGCUAGAAACUGCACACAAACAUUCUAUGGGGGUUAUGCAAGGUUACCAGAAAAGAGUUAGACACGAUUUGGUGGUUAAUAAAGUGGAUUUCCAAGAUAGAUACAUUGCAUUGAAGAAAAAAUACUCUACGCACUUGGUGGAUAAUUGGCAAGAAUCGACAGAUCCAAGGAAGCACGUUUUUGAAGAUAUUGCAAUUGCAGCGUUUUUAAUUGCACUAUGGACCAAGAUGCACGGCCCCAAUUUUAGAGAGAAGAUGCAGUUUAGGGAUUUGGGGUGUGGUAAUGGUAUACUGUGCUACAUUUUAUUGAGUGAAGGGAUUAAAGGUCUAGGUAUUGACGCACGUCAUAGAAAAUCUUGGUCUAGUUUCCCUCCAGAGAUUCAAGCGUGUCUUAAGGAACAAAUAAUUAUUCCAUCAAUUCUAGUGCGACCUCAUCCAGAAGUUAAAAAAAGACUACCUCAUUUAGAACAUAACGGUGGAAUUUUCCCCGUUAAAGUUGCUCAUGAAGUCAUUGCACCGGCAACUGUAGUCUACACCAGUGAGGAUCUUUUAAGUUCCCCUAAAGUUAACGUUACUGAAUUUCCUGAGAACACAUUUAUCAUUGGUAACCAUUCAGAUGAAUUAACGUGUUGGAUACCACUGUUAGGGUUCCCCUUCAUGGUUAUACCAUGCUGUUCUCAUAAUUUCUCUGGUCAAAGAGUUCGUUUUAAUGUAAGGAAAUCGGUUAAAUCUUCAAACAGUACAGUGGGCAAUAGUACUUAUGCUGGAUUAGUAGAUCAUGUCACUUGCAUUGCUAACCGUGUUGGUUGGAAAGUGGACCAGGAAAUGUUAAGAAUCCCUAGUACAAGAAAUGCUGCAGUCAUUGGUUGUGAGAACGACCAAUUAAAGAAUUUCCCAACACAAGAAGUUUACGAUGUAAUAAUGGAAGAUGGUGGUCCUAAUGGGUGGAUUCAAAAUUCUAUGGCACUCAUGAAGAGAAAUCCAAGAAACCAUUGA